AUGUUUCGCCAAAGGACAAGUUCACAAAAGCCUGGAGAUGAAUUGCUUGCCAAUUUCCGACAACAGUUUCCUGAGAUCACAUCGGUAGCCUCGUCUUCGGUGGCAGGAGUGCCGGCGCCAAAUACUGUAACUGCUGACAACUCGGUUCUUGUUCCGCCGGGCCAGGAACAACAUCAAAGCACAAGUCAUGAUGUGUUUCGAGAUCAGGAUCCUACACCGCGGGCUUCGGGUGCGGAAUGGAGGUUUACCCCUUCGUUGCUAGAUCCCAAUUCUUUCUCCUUCAGCACAUUUGCAAACCAACCGCCAGGUUAUUACACACCUACACCCGGCGGUACCAAUACGAUUUACCACCCGCAAGCAGGCGACCUGCAUACGCCAUCAUUGGGUUUAGGGAUGGGACUCGGAACCCCAUUGUCGCUUCCUACUACUGAAGGCGCCAUACAGGCUGGACCAGCUCUAAUGGAUCUCACUCAGUUUCAUCACGGCAUACCGCCGCAUCAAUUCCCACAGCCUUACAACCCGUUUAUCCAAGCGACUCCUCCCCAACCUUCGUUCGCACCUUCAUCAUUUGUACACCAGGAUACCGGCUACGAGACGAUGGACCACGACGGGUCGCCUCUCGAUUCUGAUAGUCACGAGGAUCAUAUAGGUUCAAUGGGUGCGACAUUCCACUCACAGUCGCCACCUAACAUGAUUAGUUUCCAGCAUAGACAAUUUGGCGCCCCCAUGACUCACUUGCUGCCACCUUCGGCCGACAAGUUCCGUUUCCACUCGACUCUGAACGCUCCGACGGCGAUGAUAAAACACACGGAUGAGAUUCCGGUGACGUACCUGAAUAAGGGACAAGCUUACUCGCUGGCAGUAAUCGAUACCACGGCAAGUAUGCCUAUUAUACCUGGCACAAAAUAUCGAACGUUCGUACGCAUCUCAUUCGAAGACGAUCAACAACGACAAAAGCCUGGCGUCUGCUGGAGCUUAUGGAAAGAAGGUCGAGGGACUAAUGAGGCUCAUCAGCGGGGCGGGAAGCUGCAGGCAGUCGAGUAUGUUGAGGCCGGGCAACCAGCUGAGGGUGAUGAUAAGCGAACCCGUAUCGAACUUGAGACGGCUUCCUUUGAUGGGUUCUCAGUCGUCUGGACUCCAGGUGUUAAUGGUGUCGCGGAGUGCAAUAUCGCGGUCCGCUUCAACUUCCUCUCGACGGACUUUAGUCAUUCUAAGGGUGUCAAAGGCAUUCCAGUAAGGCUAUGUGCCAAGACGAGCAUUUUAUCAGCGGCCGACUCGCCCCCCUUGUCAGACCCGACGUCUGAAAUCUGCUACUGCAAAGUAAAGCUAUUUAGGGACCACGGAGCAGAAAGAAAACUUUCAAAUGACGUUGCGCAUGUUAAAAAGACGAUUGACAAACUCAAGCAACAGAUUUCUCAAGCAGAAAGCGGAGCGAAAGAUUUCGGAAAACGCAAACGAGGUGGUGGCUCACACGUUAAGGGCCAAGAUCACCAACGUCCAGGGAAAGCCCCGAAGCAUAAAAGAACCUGGUCAAUGUCAUCAGCUAGCUCCGCGGGCGGAGGCGGUGGUAACGCACGACCCUCGCUUGAAGAUGACUUACACUUCAAACUCCAAACACUACAGGAUAUGUUCACAAGCACGCGACCUGUGAGCAUCUUGUACUUGCGCGGUGAUGAUUUAGACGAUCCAGACUUACACCCGGUAAGCCUCCCCGGAGAACCAACCGACCUUACCAAAGUCGGCCCCAAAGACGCCGCUGCGUGGCAAAUCAGAAGCGCGCGAAGUUCGAUAGCCGGCUCUUCACUCGUCUCUCCUUCCCCUAGUUCUAUGUCUUUACAUUCACAAUCGGCCAAUACCACUCAAUGGACCGAUUUCCCAAGUAGUGGGGAGCCAUCAGCUUCCAGAAGAGCGUCUGAGAUGCCAGUAAAGGUACCUAAAACAGAUGACGAAGGGAAUUUGAGUGGUUGGAUAGAAGCACUUGGAGUCGAUCCAACAUACAAGCCACCGACCGAGAGGCCUGUGAAGCCAAUCGCCUGUUUCUACGUCGCCAGACGGCAUCGACCCGAGCCCGAGAGACGUGAACUUCACCGAGCGAUAUACCUAACCCAGAGAACAGUAUCGGAGUUUGUGUCGCGAAUUUCAGCUAAGUGGACUCUCGAUCCCUCAUCUAUUGUGCGGGUUGUCCGUGUCCUCGAGAGUGGGUUGGAAGUAGAAGUAGAUGACGACAUGAUCCAGGCUGUUUCCGAAGGCCAGGAUAUGACGCUUGACGUUGCCGAGGUCGAUCGAAGCGUACCUCAGCCCAAGCGAGAAUGGGAGAUGAUGGCUGUCGAUGCCCCUGAUGGUGAUAGAGCCUCUACACACAGCGCGUUUCGUACAACAACAGGCUAUGAACUGCGACUUACUUUUUAA
Molecule: messenger RNA, 2409 nt
Organism: Daldinia childiae
Lineage: Eukaryota; Fungi; Ascomycota; Sordariomycetes; Xylariales; Hypoxylaceae
Product: Grainyhead-like protein 2 like protein
Exons: 3
Coding region: 1-2409 (802 amino acids)
Biological process (GO): regulation of transcription by RNA polymerase II
Cellular component (GO): nucleus
Molecular function (GO): RNA polymerase II cis-regulatory region sequence-specific DNA binding; DNA-binding transcription activator activity, RNA polymerase II-specific
Source: RefSeq, a predicted model, not a curated record